Molecule: messenger RNA, 6529 nt
Organism: Prinia subflava (tawny-flanked prinia)
Lineage: Eukaryota; Metazoa; Chordata; Aves; Passeriformes; Cisticolidae
Gene: BRIP1
Product: BRCA1 interacting helicase 1
Exons: 20
Coding region: 97-3807 (1236 amino acids)
Biological process (GO): nucleotide-excision repair; double-strand break repair involved in meiotic recombination
Cellular component (GO): nucleus
Molecular function (GO): hydrolase activity, acting on acid anhydrides, in phosphorus-containing anhydrides; ATP binding; DNA binding
Source: RefSeq, a predicted model, not a curated record
AGCUGAUUGGCUGGGGCGGAGGCGGGAAGGACGGAGGGCGCUGAGGGCCGCGGGGCCGCAGUUUUAACCCUGAAGUGAACGGGAGGAAAGCUGGCAAUGCCUUCUGACAGGGCAGAGUAUACAAUUGGGGGGGUGAAGAUCCUCUUCCCCUGCAAGGCUUACCCCUCCCAGCUCGCCAUGAUGAAUGCUAUUGUUAAAGGCUUGAAUAACAGGCAGCACUGUUUGCUGGAGAGCCCCACAGGGAGUGGCAAAAGCUUGGCAUUACUUUGUUCUGCAUUAUCAUGGCAGCAAGCUUUGUAUGAGAAAUCAGUGCCAAGCUCGUCGUGUGACAAGGACAGGAAGGCAGAGCCGUCCCCACCGUGUCACUGCAGGUGUCACUCCCAGCCCAGGAGCAACGAGGCUGCAACGAGUGGGGCUCCCAGUGCUCCCAGUUCUGCCCAGUAUCCUGACACAGCAGCUUCCAGAAAACCUGGCAGCCCACUGGCAAACACAGGAUGUAAUGAAAAGGAAACACUGGCUUCAAAACUGUCUGCCAAAAAGAAGUUAUCCCUUUGUGACAGUGAGAACGAUGAUUUUCAGGUGGACAGGAAAAGGAUUCGUCCUUUAGAAACAGAGCAGCAGCAGGUUAGAAAACGUCACUGCUUUGCCAAAGGAGUGCAGUUUGUUGAUGCUUUAGAGGUUUAUAAUCAGAGAAAAAAUGGAGAGCUGAUUGUUCACUCUGAAAAAAGCAAGAAAAACGCUGCUUCUUCUCCACAAACACCUUCUGGCCCUUGCACUGAGUGUUCCUGUUCUUCUGGGAAAGAGCCUGAUAAAGAUCCCAGCCACACAAAGAAGAAAGAAAACGGAGAUCGGGUGUGUGUUCCCAAAAUAUUUUUUGGGACGCGAACACACAAGCAAAUAACCCAGAUCAGCAGGGAGCUGCAGAGGACAGCGUAUUCCUGUGUCCCCAUGACAAUCCUGUCCAGCAGGGAUUACACCUGCAUUCACCCAGUGGUGUCCAACUGCAGCAACAGGAAUGAAAUGUGUGUAGAAUUGCUGGAAGGAAAACAUGGCAGGUCGUGCUCUUACUACCACGGCGCUCACAAGCUGAGUGAGCACCACGCCCUGCAGCCCGUGUGCCAGGCAUGGGACAUCGAGGACCUGGUGAGCCUGGGCAGGAGGCUCCGUGCCUGUCCCUACUUUGCAGCCAGGGAGCUGCUGCUGGGGGCAGACAUCGUCUUCUGUCCCUACAAUUACCUGCUGGACCCCCAGAUCCGCGACAGUAUGGACAUUCAGCUGAAAGACCAAGUAGUCAUUUUGGAUGAAGCCCACAACAUUGAGGACUGCGCUCGGGAGUCCGUGAGCUACGGGGUCACCGAGAGCCAGCUCCGAGCUGCCCGAGAGGAGCUCGACCUCAUGGUCAACAACAACAUCAGGCAGAAGCACCACGAGCCCCUCCGAGCUGUGUGCUGCUCCCUCAUAAACUGGUUGCAGGAGAGCUCUGGGCAGCUGGUGGAGAGAGCCUAUGAAAGUGCCUGUAAGGUGUGGAGUGGCAAAGAAAUGCUCAGCUUUUUGCACAACAUGGGAAUAACUGGGAUUACUUUUCCCAUUUUACAGAAACACCUUGCUGCUGUCCUGGAAAAAGAAGAAAAGGUAUCUAUGCAUGGGAGAGAGGAAAUUAUUGAGGUGCCAGUUGUGAGCCCUGCAACACAGAUCGUGCUCAAAGGCCUCUUCAUGGUCCUUUCCUGUCUCUUCAAAGAGAACAGCAGGUUUGCAGAUGAUUACAGGGUUGCUCUACAACAAACUUACACCUGGAUGACUGAAAACCAGCGUGAUGAUGCAGAUACAAGUUCCUUCUUCACGAGGCCCAGGCACAAGAAGAGUUCAAGGCAGAAAACCCUUGUGCACAUGCUGAAUUUUUGGUGCUUGAACCCUGCUGUGGCUUUUUCUGACUUAAAUGAAGUUAGAACAAUUGUCCUGACAUCGGGCACACUCUCUCCCAUGGAUUCCUUCUCCUCAGAGCUUGGUGUGAAGUUCUCCAUUCAGCUGGAGGCGAAUCACGUUAUCCGGAAUUCCCAGGUUUGGGUGGGCACGGUGGGAGCGGGCCCCAGCGGGCGCCGGCUGCGCGCCACCUUCCAGCACGCCGAGACCUUCGAGUUCCAGGACGAGGUGGGGGCUCUGCUGCUCUCGGUCUGCCAGACACUGGGCCAGGGGAUUCUGUGCUUUUUGCCAUCCUAUAAGAUGCUGGACAAGUUAAAGGAUCGUUGGAUACACACUGGCUUGUGGAGAAAGCUGGAGGAUGUUAAAACAGUCAUUGCAGAGCCCCAGGGAGGGGCCAAGAGUGACUUUGAUGAGCUGCUGAAAAUCUACUAUGAUGCAAUCAAAUGUAAAGGAGAAAAAGAUGGAGCCCUGCUGAUGGCUGUGUGCAGAGGGAAGGUGAGUGAGGGGCUGGAUUUCUGUGAUGAGAACGCCAGGGCAGUGGUGACCAUCGGAAUCCCCUUUCCAAACGUGAGGGACCUUCAGGUUGAAUUAAAGAGGAAGUACAAUGACCAGCACAAAAGUACAAGAGGCCUUUUAUCAGGGAGUCAGUGGUAUGAAAUUCAGGCUUACAGAGCUCUCAACCAAGCCCUGGGAAGGUGUAUAAGGCACAGAAAUGACUGGGGGGCUCUUAUUUUAGUUGAUGACCGCUUCAAGAAUAACCCAAAUAAAUACAUAACUGGAUUAUCCAAGUGGAUCCGGCAGCAGAUCCGGCACCACGGCAGCUUCGGCAGCGCGCUGGAGUCGCUGCACGCCUUCGCCCUCAGGAACCAGGGCGGGGGGGACCCUUCCCCAGAGCUCAGCACUGCACCCCCUGCACACCCCAGGGACCCCUCGCAGGGCUCCCAGCACGAGGCCACCCCUCCUCUGUCCCCAGAGGUUCCUGCUCAAAGCCAGGAGCAGGAUUUGGGCUCACAAGUUCAUUUUCCUGCAGCCGUCGGCGCAGCUCCUGCCACAGCGUGGGACCGGCCAAGCGACAGCACGGCAGCAGUGCAGCAAAGUGACCAGCAAGUUGAUGUGGAGAGCCAUAGAGGGAAACAUAUGGGCUGCACCCCCCAAAUGCCAGAAAUGAAAAUAGAGACAGAAAAAAUGAAUGGUUGGGCCAGUGCUGAUGCUGUGGAAGAGAAUUGCUGCUCUGAACCACUGACUUCAACUCCUGUGGCCAAGAACUGCAGGGCCACAGCAGGCAGCAGGCAGGAGCCUGUGAGCAGGCCCAGUGACCUUAUUGAUCAUCUCAAUCAGUGCCAGUCAUCAUUAACUGCAGAACACAAACCAGAAUCGUGGUUGGAAUCAGCUCAUUGUUCAGGUCAAAGUGCUGGGGCUGCUGAGGGACAUCCUGGGGAGCUCCAGCUUCCAGCUGAGCCCUGCAGGGAGCUCCCUCCAGCAGCAGGGACAGCUGAGCCUUCAGCAGUCAGUGAGGAGGAGGAGGAGGAUGAGAGCAUUUACUUCACCCCAGAACUCUACGAUGAGGCAGACCCAGAGGAGCAGAGAACUGAGCCCCCAGUCCCAGCCUGUUGCACCACUGGGAAUGGGCUGGAAUGUGGGAACUCCACAGUCCCUGCUGAUCUUUUUGCCACCAGCACCUCAGAGACUCAGAGUGGGACUGAAAGAGCUGAGGCUGGCAGAAAUCCCCGUGGAAUUCUGGAGGAUGUGAGGAGCAGGGACAGUGCAGCAGCAGCAGAGCAGGGAGGAUCUCAGGAGAUGGACACCCCUAAAAGGAAGCUCAGCCUUUCCAGAUCCCGAAAUAAAGGUGUGUCAUCCCUUCUGCUGGGCAGCAGUGGCACCUGGUGACAAUUCCUGUGGGAAUUGUGGUGAGCAGCCCUCAGAACAGCACAGGGCAGCCACACCUGCCUUGUCCUCCUGGAACAAAAGCUCCCCUCAGGCUCCAUUCCUCGUUAUAUUUUUGGGUUUUCACUGGGAGAGUUUUGCAAUGUGCAGUUUUGUAGGGAUAGAAUGGAGAUUCUUCAUCCUGGGUUCAUGGCUAAAGGACAUCAUGGCUGGAAAUUCUGAACAGAAACCCAAGUAGGAUCUGACUUGGAAUUAUUCGUUUGUCCAUUACAGAUUUAAUUAAUCCAUCAUUAAAUACAGUCAAAUGAUUGGGUUUUUCCUCAGAAAGCAAAACACCCAUAUAACCAAAUUGUGCUUUUCUGCAUUUGCUAGAUUGGGGUUUUUUUAGGAAAACAUACAGAAGAUUAUCUUUGCAGAUCAAGUCAUGGAUAGAUUGAGCCUAAAUCCCAAAACAGGUGUAUUCUUCAGUAUUCUUCUUUGAUUCCUUCCAAUUUCUUUCAUCAAAAUGUCCAGCAGGAGCUGUGCACAUUCUGAUAUUUGAUGAAGAUGAGAAGCUUCUUCAGAGAAAAAAAAUGAGGUUUCUUUAAAUUUUCCUUUUUCAUUUCUGUUGGUUGGAUUCUGUGUUUAUUCAUAUCAAAACCUGUUCUCAUUUCUAUGUCCUACAAGCACUUUUUACAUGUGACAUAUAAAAUGUAAAUUGUACUCAAAGGUCUUUGAAUCUCACCCAGUCUGUUUUUUUGAAGUAUUUUAAUGUUUCUUUUAUUUACUGCAAUGAAAACAGCCAGGAUUUUUCAGUAAUAAAACAUAUUGACUAUUCAAGAAAAGAUUCUUCAUUGCCACCCUAUGUUCCUAUGAAGAUGCAGGAUUUUUGCAGUCUAAAGAUUGGUUCAUAUUUUUGUUUGAGAGUAGAAAUGAAAUUAUUAACUGCUCAUUUUCCAUAGAAGUUCAUCUAAAUAAUAUUUUGAAUCCUUCUCUACAGAGCUGUGAACAUGCUCAUAUCAGUAGGAUUUAAAUUAUGCCCUUUCUUUACACAACAAAUUCAUCUUUAUGAAAUUGGACACUUUGCAGGAAAGUCGAAUUUCUUUAACUGCAGUAUUUGGCAUAAGGCAUUUGGUUCAAUUUUUGCAAUAUUGAUGAUCAAGUUUCUGACACAUCUCAAGAGAAAUAUUCUUAAUUUCUCUGUAAAUAGUGCUGAAUUUUCUGCUGGUCCCUGGCCUCUGGAGCUGUCCUGGCAGGUGCUUUGCACAUCCCCAGAAUCCAUGGCUGGAUCCUCAGGAAUCUCAAUCCUCACUUUUCCUAAAGCAAAUCUGCACCAAACCACGUUGGGCAUUUUUGUGUGUCUGAACAGAUAACAGAAAUCACUUAAGCUUUGUGACUUGUCUGCUCAUCCCGUGGCCCACAGCCUCUUAUUUGUCUUUUCAGGAGAUUUGUCUGUCUUUAAAUCCAUAACAUUCAAAAAAAGAAGAAAAUCCAUCUCCUUUUCCUUAUCUGGAGCAGAUUGUUCCUUUCUUGAGCUUGUGGUGCCUCUUCCUUUGAUCAGAAAUCCUUUAUGGCAGUGCCUGCUCUAUGCUAAAUCACACUCAUUUAAACUUUUAAUCAAAUUAUUUCUAGAAUAUGUAUUGAAACAUCAGCACUUAGUGCUAUGAUUUAUUGAAAAAAAAUUCAGUCCUCUAAAAGAUCAACAGGUGGAUCAAACCCCUUUGUGUUCUGCUGGGUUUGGGAGGUGAGGGUGGACUGUUAAUUUGGUGUAAAUUCAUUCUUAGUUUGUCUUUAUAUUUAAUAACUGUGUUAUUUGGUAUUUUAGAAGUAAGAAUAUUCUUUAUAGGUAAUAUAUUUAUGGUAGUUCUCAGAAUUAAAUGCUGCCCAGCCUGCAGAUAGAAGGGAAGUCAGUAUACUGAAUUUCUUACAAUUAUUUCUUUGAAUUUAUCACACCUAUCAAGGCUAAAUUAUUGAAAAUUCUUUUCCUACUUUGAUAUAAUAGCUCAGUAUAAUCUCUGUUGCCUAAAAUAAUAACAAAAUCUUGAAUUUAUUCAAGGAUUGAAAGUUCAGAGGAGAUGCAGCAGAAGGAAAGCUGCCCUUAGGCAAAGUGGCUCCUCCCGAGAGAGAAAGGUACCACAUCCCUGGAUUCAAUUCCUGUUCUGAGUGGCUGCUGAGUGUUAAGGUGCUAGGGAAUUAAGAAUAUUAUAUCAUUUUUCCAGUGAAAUAAUACAGUGAAAUAAUUUCUCCCUGAUACGCAGAGCUCUGGUUUAUGUACUCAAUAGAUACUUUUGUUUCUCGUGGGAAACACAAAGGCACCAACCAUCCCAAGCUCCUUUGCAAAAUUCCCAACAAAUUGAUAGCCUGCAGUGUUACAGGCUGUAAAAUCCCUCAUAUUUUAUAGGAGUGUUUCUAUUUAAGUAAGGUUAAACAUUUUUAGCACGGUGUAUAUUGAAUUAUUAACUAAUAUAAAUGAUAAACAUCAACUCAUACUCCUUUGAGUAUUCCAGAGUCCUGUAUUUCUCUGGAGCAGUUUUGAUAGAUUUCAUUUUAUUUCUAUUUAAAUGCUUCAAUCUGCAUAAUUACUGUAUGCAAAUCAGUAUUUCCAUGCAUUUGUGCAUUGUUAGAAGGAAGCACAGAGCCAGCCUUGCAGGAAGGGAAUUCACUGUGCAGCCUGUGGAGCUGAAAUCCUGCCCAGAGCACAGGGUAAGAUCAGCUCUUCAUGGGAAGGAUGGGAUUUCUCAGCCAC